UGCUCUUGCCUUUCGGCACUUUUGGGGAGGCAGGGUGCGCAGGCGCAGUGGGGUGCUCUGAGGUGGGGGUAGCGGUCGCGUAUCAAGUUGCUCUCUGUCCCGGCAGAAGAAACCAGGGCGCUGAGGAUCCAGGUUCCAGCUUGCUCCCUCCUAUAUCAAUUGAAGGAGAAAAGUUUGCGAAUUGGGCCCCCAAGUUUUGGGGGACCCGGACUUGCGGCGUGGGGUGACAGACGAGGCUCGUUAGAGCUUCCCCCAUGGAGCCCACCCAGCCGGCAGAGGACCUCAGUCUGACCCAACAGCUCCCCAUCCCAGAAUUUGGGGACCCUGAGGACCCCAGCGAUGAGGCCCCCGAUGGCUCAGACACUGUGGUGCUCAGUCUCUUCCCCUGCACUCUGGAGCCUGGGAAUCCUGAACCGGAUGCUGGUGCCUCCUCACCGCAGGGAGGCAGCUCCCUGAAGCACUCCACAACCCUCACCAACCGGCAGCGGGGGAACGAGGUUUCGGCCCUGCCAGCCACCCUCGACUCCCUGUCCAUCCACCAGCUCGCGGCCCAGGGGGAGCUGAGCCAGCUGAAGGAGCAUCUGAGGAAAGGCGACAACCUCAUCAACAAGCCGGACGAGCAUGGCUUCACCCCCCUCAUCUGGGCCUCCGCCUUUGGAGAAAUCGAGACUGUCCGCUUCUUGCUCGAGUGGGGUGCUGACCCCCACAUCCUGGCCAAGGAACGGGAAAGCGCCCUGUCCCUGGCCAGCAUGGGCGGCUACACAGACAUUGUAGGGCUGUUACUUGAGCGUGAUGUGGACAUCAACAUCUACGACUGGAAUGGAGGGACGCCACUGCUGUACGCCGUGCGUGGGAACCACGUGAAGUGCGUAGAAGCCUUGUUGGCCCGAGGAGCCGAUCUCACCACUGAGGCUGACUCCGGCUAUACCCCAAUGGACCUUGCCGUGGCCCUGGGAUAUCGGAAAGUGCAACAGGUGAUCGAGAACCACAUCCUCAAACUCUUCCAGAGCAACCUGGUGCCCGCAGAUCCUGAGUGAAGGCUGCCUGCUGGGGACUCAGAUACUCAGGGAACAAAACAGUUGACGCAGAGCUGGGGGAACCCAGAACUGGCUUCAAAGGCAGCUCCUGGACAGACAGUGGGAGGGGAUCCUUCCCAAGAGGAACCAAUAAACCUUCUGUGCAUAACCUGAA
Messenger RNA from Neofelis nebulosa (Clouded leopard), 1191 nucleotides. RefSeq names its product regulatory factor X associated ankyrin containing protein (gene RFXANK). Lineage: Eukaryota; Metazoa; Chordata; Mammalia; Carnivora; Felidae. The record is from RefSeq and is a predicted model, not a curated record. The transcript has 9 exons. Gene Ontology annotation, biological process: regulation of transcription by RNA polymerase II. Gene Ontology annotation, molecular function: protein binding. Gene Ontology annotation, cellular component: nucleus. Bases 255 to 1037 code for a protein of 260 amino acids.